AUGGAGGACUGGUUGCUGAAGAAUGACAAUGCAACCUCCUUCUUGUACAAACAUGUCGACAGGAGGCUGGGAUAUCAGCCGAGUGAUCCGGCUCCACCGAGCGCAACCACCAGGACAGCAAGACAUGUGCUCACCAUGUGCGACUUGAGCAGAGAUGAGGUGAUGGAUAUCUUGCGAGUGGCUGCAGCCAUGAAGGAGUCGAGGAAGAACUACUUGGACACGGGAUACGACAGAUUCUCGGAGACCUUGAAAGGCUACUCCCUCCUGACGCUGUUCGAGAAGCCUUCAUUGCGCACGCGAGUGUCCUUGGAGGUUGGCAUGAACCAGCUUGGUGGCCAGGCAAUCUUCUACUCUAUAGCCGACUCGCCUCUGGGCGUGAAGGAAAGCAUUCAGGACACUGGCAGAGUCCUGUCUCGAAUGUGUCAGGGCAUCACUGCCCGAGUGAUGACGCGCAAGGCUCUCCGGAGUUUGGCACAGGUUGCGGAAAUCCCUGUCAUCAAUGCGCUGGACGAUUAUGCGCACCCGCUGCAGAUGCUUGCAGACCUGUUGACUGUACUGGAGUACAAGGGCUCUUUUGCAAACUUCACGAUGACGUACAUGGGCGAUCUGGAGAAUAAUGUGACCUAUGAUUUGAUGCGAACAGCAGCUCUGAUGGGGUAUAACUUGAACCUUGCUGGGCAGGGCGACAUCGAGAAGUCUGUAUGGGACGAAGUGAACGCAUUGGCAGAGUCGUCUGGGUCAAAAGUGAAAGUUUGCCCAACCGCUGCUGAGGCAAUGACCGGAGUAGAUUGCGUUUACACCGAUAGUUGGAUGAGCUAUGGCAUUGCAAAAGAAGAAGAGGAAGCCCGCAUGAAGCUCUUCAUGCCGUAUCAGGUCACCGCAGAACUUAUGAAGCUUGCAAAGCCAGACUGCAUCUUCAUGAAUUGCUUGCCUGCGGCUCGAGGCAUGGAGCAAACUGCAGAAGUAAUAGAUGGACCUCAGUCUGUCGUCUUUGACCAGGCGGAAAACCGGCUCCAUGCGAUGAAGGCUCUGGCAGUCUUCAUGAUGGCACCCAAGCGAUUUGGGGAAAUUAUGGGCCUCGGCAGGACGAACAAAGGCAAGAAGAAGGGUGGCACAAUGUUCUCGGCGGAAAGCAUCCAGCGAAUCUGUGUGCUCAAAACUCUCAUUCAGAGGCGGCCAGAGAUUCCGGACGAUGCACUUCUGAUUUUCUCCGACCUGGACGAGGUGCCUUCUGCACAGGCCAUUCAGAUGUUGAGGGUGUGCAAGACCAAGCCCAGUGCCAAGGAUGGGCCUUGGAUCCAGGCCCACUACCCCAUGCCGUACAACCUCCGGGUUGGCUGCAAAGCAAGAAAGAAGUCCGAGUUGCACUACCAAGGGGUUUUCACGACUAUGGGCUUCCUUCGCAGGAAGAAGGGCCUGGCGCUGCGGUACAACAUGAGGCGAAACCUGAUUGUGCCGAGAGCUGGGAUUCACCUCACUUAUGUUGGAUCUCGCGCUGAUGUUGACUACAAGCUACUGCAUCACGGUGCCUUCCUUUGA
This is a messenger RNA of Symbiodinium pilosum, 1539 nucleotides long. Lineage: Eukaryota; Dinophyceae; Suessiales; Symbiodiniaceae. The record is from the annotation of a GenBank genome assembly.